AUGAGGAGCACAGUGCUCCUGAAGCUACUCUGGACUCCCCUCUUUCUGAUACUGUGGGGCACCUGGCCUGUCCUUGGGGACAAUGACACGGAUGUGCGCCACCCGGUCAGCGGUCUCACCCAGUGCGGCGAGUACAGCAACCAGGUGACGGCCAACGGAAGGUGCCACUUGGUGGCCACGCUGCCCCUACUGGCCGAGCAGCGCUGCCCGGACAUGUUCCGCUGCACGGACGAGGUCUCCUACUGGCUGCACGAGAACGAAGAGCGCAAGCAGCAGAUGGUUGACUUGAAGGAGACCAUCUCCGAGCUGCAGGAGGAGCUACGCAACCACAGGCAUCGCAUCAACGUCCUGGAGAUGCAGAAUGAGGAUAAGAAGGGCCUCAACUCAUCCCUGGAGCACCGGUUCCGUGUCCUGGAGCAGCAGUACGCUGAGGCCAGCACGCUGCUCCACAUCCACGGCUCGCUCAUCUACGACAUGCAGACGCAGAUCCACAACCUCUCCGUUCUGGCGGAGAAGGUGCGCCGCAACCCCGGCUGCAUGAUCAACAUCCUCCGCACGACACCCCUCCUCAGCACCCAGGAGGCCCUGCACCCAGAGGUCCAGCAUGUGAGGAACUGCCCCAUCGACUGUGCCUCCCUUUACUACAAUGGGGUUCACAGGUCUGGGAUCUACAUCGUGGUGCCCUCGCUGGGAGCGGUCCCUGUCGAAGUCUUCUGUGACAUGGACACAGAAGGUGGAGGUUGGACUGUGAUCCAGAGGCGCCAGGAUGGCUCUGUCAACUUCAACCGUAGCUGGAAGGAGUACAAGGAGGGCUUCGGGGACCUGCACACAGAGUUCUGGCUCGGCAACGAGCACAUCCACCAGUUGUCCAGCCAGGGGGACUACACGCUACGCAUCGACCUGGAAGACUGGAAUAACAAGCACAAACACGCCCUCUACGAAAGCUUUCGUACUGAGAAUGAAGAGAGCCAGUACCGUCUCCAUGUCACCGGGUUCAGUGGGACUGUGGAGGACUCCUUCAGCUGGUACCACAACAAGCAGAGCUUUAGCACCCCAGACACGGGCAACAUCUGUGCCGAGAUCUCCCAUUCCGGCUGGUGGUACCACCAGUGCUUCUUCGCCAAUCUCAAUGGGGUCUAUUACAAGGGAGGUCGUUACUCGUCCAAAGGCAAGAACCUCCUGGGCCCUGACGGGAUCGUGUGGUACAGCUGGAAGGACUCUGACUACUAUUCGCUGAAGAAGGUGAGCAUGAUGAUCCGUCCACGCACGUUCCGGCCACGUCUGUCUCCAUGACAACAGUGAUCACAUGGUGUAAAGGUGGUUGCAGAAUUGACUUCACUGUACAUAAAGACUUUUAAGCCUCAUACUGCACAAAACAAAUGACACAAAAUGCAACUUUUAAACCUGCCUCCUGCCCAAUAACUCUGGUAAAAGAUAUAAAAACACUUUUACCAGUUACAGCUUACUGUAAUAUAGCUGGAUUGUUUACAUUUUGCCUCUAAACAUGCCUCCAGUCAUUUUUCCUUAUUCAU
This is a messenger RNA of Scleropages formosus (Asian bonytongue), 1532 nucleotides long. RefSeq names its product angiopoietin-related protein 7. Gene Ontology annotation, cellular component: fibrinogen complex. NCBI's taxonomy places the organism in Eukaryota, Metazoa, Chordata, Actinopteri, Osteoglossiformes, Osteoglossidae. The transcript has 6 exons. Gene Ontology annotation, biological process: blood coagulation; blood coagulation, common pathway; fibrinolysis. Gene Ontology annotation, molecular function: protein-macromolecule adaptor activity; extracellular matrix structural constituent. The coding region runs from base 1 to 1293 and encodes 430 amino acids. The record is from RefSeq and is a predicted model, not a curated record.